CGUUACCAACCAAGCAGGGGCACCUUCUUGGCACCCGAAGACGCAUGCUCCAAGAAAAAAUAACUGAAUAAUUGCCUUAACUUUAUGUUAUGCUAUGACGUUCCCACGGAUGCCGCUGGCCCGUAGUCUGUCAGUCACCUCGCUUUCAGGGCUUGAUGAGUGGGAUGAGGAGUUUGACCUUGAGGAUGCUGUGCUGUUUGAAAUAGCAUGGGAAGUGGCCAACAAAGUUGGGGGGAUUUACACUGUGAUCCAGACAAAAGCUCGUCUGACCUGUGAGGAAUGGGGGGAGAACUACUUCCUGGUGGGCCCCUACACGGAGUCCAACGUCAGAACUCAGGUUGAGCUCAUUGAGCCCAGUAACCCAGCUCUAAGGAGAACCAUAGACAAAAUGAACGCCAGUGGCUGUAAGGUAUAUUUUGGCCGUUGGCUGAUCGAGGGUAGUCCCUACGUGGUUCUGAUUGACGUGGGCUUCACAGCGUGGUCAUUGGACCGCUGGAAGAGCGAGCUGUGGGAGAACUGUGGCAUUGGUGUGCCGUGGUUCGACAGAGAGGCCAACGACGCUGUGCUCUUUGGUUUCCUGACAGCCUGGCUUCUUGGCGAGUAUGCAGCUCAAUGUGAGGAACCCCCACACAUAUUGGCACAUUUUCACGAGUGGUUAGCCGGCUUGGGGUUGAUGCUAUGUCGACAGAGACAGUUACCCGUGGCAACCAUCUUCACCACUCAUGCCACAUUACUGGGACGAUACCUCUGCGCCGGAAAUGUGGACUUCUACAACAACCUUGCUGAGUUUAAUGUGGAUAAGGAGGCUGGAGAUAGGCAGAUCUAUCACCGCUACUGUUUGGAGCGGGCGGCUGCACGGUGCGCCCAUGUUUUCACCACCGUCUCCCAGAUCACGGCCAUCGAAGCCGAGUUUCUGCUGAAAAGGAAGCCAGACAUUAUCACUCCUAAUGGACUGAAUGUGAAGAAGUUCUCAGCCAUGCAUGAGUUUCAGAACCUCCAUGCCCAGAGCAAGAACCGCAUUCAGGAGUUCAUCAGAGGUCACUUCUAUGGGCACCUGGACUUUAACCUGGACAAGUCUGUAUUCUUUUUCAUUGCUGGCCGCUAUGAGUUCUCUAACAAAGGGGCGGACAUCUUUCUAGAGGCUCUGGCCAGACUCAACUAUCUGCUGAGGGUAAACCACAGUGAUGUCACAGUUAUUGCCUUUUUCAUCAUGCCCGCAAGGACCAACAACUUUAACGUGGAGACACUCAAAGGCCAGGCAGUGCGGAAGCAGCUCUGGGAUACCGCACAGAGUGUUAAAGAGCGCUUUGGGAAAAAACUCUAUGAGUCACUGCUAGUUGGUCAGUUGCCAGAUGUGAGUAAAAUGUUGGACAAGGAAGACUUUACCAUGAUGAAGCGCGCCAUCUUCGCCACACAGCGCCAGUGUCAGCCCCCUAUCUGCACCCACAACAUGCUGGAGGACAGCAAUGACCCGAUCCUGACCUGCAUUCGCCGCAUCGGCCUCUUUAACAGCUCCUCCGACAGAGUAAAGGUGAUCUUCCAUCCAGAGUUCCUGUCCUCCACGUCUCCACUGCUGCCCAUGGACUAUGAGGAGUUUGUGAGGGGCUGCCAUCUUGGGGUGUUUCCCUCUUACUACGAGCCUUGGGGGUACACACCAGCUGAAUGCACUGUAAUGGGAAUUCCGUCUAUCUCCACAAAUCUGUCCGGAUUCGGCUGUUUCAUGGAGGAACACAUAGCAGACCCUUCUGCCUACGGUAUCUACAUUCUCGACAGACGAUACCGUGGGGUGGAUGAGUCCUGUAACCAGCUUACCACGUUCCUGUACCAGUUCUGCCAGCAAAGCCGCCGACAGAGGAUCAUCCAGAGAAACCGAACAGAACGCCUCAGUGACCUGCUGGACUGGAGAUACCUCGGCAGGUACUACAUCGCUGCUCGUCACAUGGCUCUGGCUAAAGCCUUCCCAGAUACCUACGUCUACGAGGCUCAUGAUCCAACAUCUACAUCGGGCUUCAGGUACCCGCGUCCAGCCUCCGUGCCGCCCUCGCCUGCCCACUCACUCCACUCCUCUCCCCACCACAGUGAGGCUGAGGACAACGAAGAAGAGGAUGAGCGUUACGAUGAAGACUUGGAGGCUGAGAAAGACAAACUCAACAUCCGCCAGCCUUUCACCCUUCCCCACAAAUUGUAUGCAACCAAUAAUUCCACCUCUCAAAAGAAUUAACUUGCCGAUUCAUACAUAGACAAGACCAGUCACACAGCCAUUCGCCCAUUCACCUUACAUGUUCAUAAGCCACUCCAGAAAAGGCACACAUACAUACACAUGCUCAGAGCAUUUUACCAGCGAUCUCUCUCUCUCUCACACACACACACACACACACACACACA
Molecule: messenger RNA, 2385 nt
Organism: Alosa sapidissima (American shad)
Lineage: Eukaryota; Metazoa; Chordata; Actinopteri; Clupeiformes; Clupeidae
Gene: gys1
Product: glycogen synthase 1 (muscle)
Exons: 16
Coding region: 95-2221 (708 amino acids)
Biological process (GO): glycogen biosynthetic process
Cellular component (GO): cytoplasm
Molecular function (GO): alpha-1,4-glucan glucosyltransferase (UDP-glucose donor) activity
Source: RefSeq, a predicted model, not a curated record